AUGGCCUCGCGGCUGGAGGCCGCCGUGGAGACGCUCAUCCGCGUCUUCCACCGCUACUCGGCCCGCGAGGGCGCCCGGCGCACGCUGAGCCGCGCCGAGCUGCGGGAGCUGCUGCGCACCGAGCUGGGCGGCUUCCUGCAGAGCCGCUGGGAUGCGGGCGCCGUGGAGAGGAUCCUGCGGGAGCUAGACGAGGACGGGGACGGCGAGCUGGACUUCCAGGAGUACGUGGCGCUGGUGGCCGCGCUCACCGUGGCCUGCAACGCCUUCUUCUGGGAGCAAGCCUGA
This is a messenger RNA of Nothoprocta perdicaria, 285 nucleotides long. RefSeq names its product S100 calcium binding protein A1 (gene S100A1). Gene Ontology annotation, cellular component: sarcoplasmic reticulum. Gene Ontology annotation, molecular function: calcium ion binding; S100 protein binding. NCBI's taxonomy places the organism in Eukaryota, Metazoa, Chordata, Aves, Tinamiformes, Tinamidae. The transcript has 2 exons. The record is from RefSeq and is a predicted model, not a curated record. The coding region runs from base 1 to 285 and encodes 94 amino acids.